AUGACCGAAAACCUCAAGUACUUCAUGGAAGACAAAGGAUUAAGCACGUCUGAGACAUGGGAUCUUCUCCUGGCAGACAUGGACAAGAUGGUAGUAAGGACAAAUCAUUAUACGCCUCUUGGAUGUGGGAGCAUGCCUUUGAACAGAAAAAUUGGAGAGUAUAUCAAGUACGGAAUUGUUAACCUAGAUAAAUCAUCGAACCCAAGCUCGCAUGAGGUUGUGACAUGGGUGAAAGAGAUAUUGAAGUGUGAGAAGACUGGGCAUAGUGGGACGUUGGACCCCCAGGUAAGUGGGGUAUUGACGAUUUGUAUUGAUCGGGCAACUCGAUUGACAAAGAGCCAGCAGUCUUUAGGGAAGGAGUAUGUGUGUGUGAUUGAGUUUCUAGAGGAACCGAAUGAGGCAGAGUUCCAUAAGAUAAGUAAAAGACUCAUAGGAUCGUUGCUUCAAAGGCCACCUCUGAUGUGUGCAGUCAAAAGAGAGCUUCGGGUAAGGAACAUUUAUAACAUCGAUAUCCUUGAAUUUAGUAAAGAGAAGAGAGUUGGGCUUUUCAAGGUGUCAUGUGAAGCAGGGACAUAUGUUAGAACUCUUUGCACUCAUAUGGGGAUAUUGAUGGGAUGUGGGGCCAAGAUGAAGGAGCUUAGAAGAACAAGAAGCGGGAGAACGUCUGAAAAAGACAUUUUUACACUACAUGAUCUGUUAGAUGCAGUGCAUAUAUUUAAUUCAGAAAAGGAUGAAACUGUGAUCCGAAGAGUGAUACGUCCUUUAGAAAGUCUUCUUGUGGGGUAUCCAAGGAUUAUGAUCAAGGACAGUUGUGUCAACGCCAUAUGUUAUGGGGCAAAGCUAAGUGUCACCGGCGUUCUUAGGUUUGAUAGAAAUAUCGAUGUGGGAAAGGAGAUUGUGAUUAUAACGACCAAAGGGGAGGCCGUUGCGCUUGGCAUUGCUCUUGUGAGUAGUCCCGAGAUGAGUAUCAUUGACCAUGGGCUUGUAUGCAGAACCAAAAGGGUUAUUAUGGAGAAGGAUCUAUACCCAAGGAGUUGGGGAUUCAAAAACGAAUAUGAAAUACUAAGUGAAUAG
This is a messenger RNA of Encephalitozoon romaleae SJ-2008, 1074 nucleotides long. Its product is annotated as putative rRNA pseudouridine synthase. The transcript has a single exon. Gene Ontology annotation, cellular component: box H/ACA snoRNP complex. NCBI's taxonomy places the organism in Eukaryota, Fungi, Microsporidia, Unikaryonidae. The record is from RefSeq and is a predicted model, not a curated record. Gene Ontology annotation, biological process: snRNA pseudouridine synthesis; box H/ACA sno(s)RNA 3'-end processing; rRNA pseudouridine synthesis. The coding region runs from base 1 to 1074 and encodes 357 amino acids. Gene Ontology annotation, molecular function: pseudouridine synthase activity; RNA binding.